Messenger RNA from Carya illinoinensis, 2226 nucleotides. RefSeq lists its product as uncharacterized. The transcript is spliced from 4 exons. Bases 1 to 2226 code for a protein of 741 amino acids. NCBI's taxonomy places the organism in Eukaryota, Viridiplantae, Streptophyta, Magnoliopsida, Fagales, Juglandaceae. Gene Ontology annotation, molecular function: RNA-DNA hybrid ribonuclease activity; nucleic acid binding. The record is from RefSeq and is a predicted model, not a curated record.
AUGUUGCUUCUGCAUUUGCAAGAGCUUAAUGUGGGAGAUCUUAAUGGGCCAAUCAAAGACAUUCAAGAGGAAGUUGACCUCCUUUUGCAAGAGGUGGAGCUAAAAUGGUGCCAAAGGGCCAAGCAACAGUGGUUAAAAUGGGGAGAUAGGAAUUCUAAGUUUUUUCAUAAGUGUGCCUCUCACCGAAGGAAGGUCAAUAUGAUUAAUAGGAUUAUAGAUGAGAGGGGAGUUUUGGCUACUACUUAUCGGGCAGUAAGCAAGGCGUUUCAGUCUUACUAUCAGAACUUGUUUACUUCUUCAUCUCUUUCUUGUUGUGAGGAAAUGGUGCAGGUUGUGGAUAAAGUCAUUACUUCUGAGAUGAACAGGCAGCUGAUGAAGAGAUGCUCUUUGGAGGAAGUAAGACGAGCAGUCUUUGAUAUGAAUCCUUAUGGCUCUCCUGGGCCAAUGGGUUCUCAGCAAGUUUCUAUCAGGAUAACUGGCUUGAUACUUAAACAGUUUCUGCCUUCUAUUGUUUCUCCCUCCCAGAGUGCUUUUGUACCCAGGAGAUUAAUAAUUGAUAGUAUCAUUGUGGCCUAUGAUGCGAUGCAUUCAAUGAAAAAUAGAAUGAGAGGCAAGAGGGAAGGGUAUAUGACACUAAAGCUAGAUAUAAGUAAGGCCUAUGACAGGAUUGAGUGGGUUUUUUUGGAAGCUGUCUUACUUAAAAUGGGGUUCAGUGAGGAGUGGACUGCAUUGGUUUUACAGUGUGUAAGCACAGUUAAUUACUCCAUUAUGCUUAAUGGAAGACCUUUGCAAAAAUUCCAUCCAAUGAGGGGUCUGAGUUGUAACACAAGGAGUGAAGCAAAGGAGGGUAUUUUGGCAGCUGCAGGUCUGGUGGAAGCCAAGUCUUAUGAGAAGUAUCUAGGCCUUCCAGCUUAUGUGGGAAAACAAAAAUUGAAUGCUUUUAAACCUGUUUUGGAUAGCAUAAGGGCAAGAAUGCAAAGUUGGUCAGUGAGGUUCUUAUCUCAGGCAGGGAAGGAGGUCUUGCUUAAAUCUGUUGUGCAAGCUAUUCCCACCUAUUGUAUGAGCAUCUUCAAACUCCCUAAAGCAAUUUUGAAUGCAAUUAACUCUUUAAUGCAUAAAUUUUGGUGGGGAAUGAAAUGGGACAGAUCUAAAGUUAAAUGGAUUCCUUGGAAAAUUUUGGGCAUAUCUAAAGAAGAGGGAGGACUUGGCUAUAGAGAUUUUGAGAAGUUUAAUGUGGCUCUCCUAGCUAAGCAAGGGUGGAGACUCUUAAAGCAUUCAGAUUCUCUAGCUGCAAAAGUGUUAAAGGCAAAAUAUUUUCAUAGAACUGGUUUUAUGAAGGCAAAAGUGGGUAGCAACACCUUUUACUUAUGGAGGAGUUUUAUUGCAGGUAGAGAGGUUUUAAGGGAAGGAAUGUUCUGGUGUAUUGGCAAUGGUGACUCAGUCAAAAUAUGGCAUGAUAGGCACAAUGGAGAUAGAGGAUCAAGGUCAAUCCUCCUAUUCUGUCCAAAAGAACAAAAUCUGGUCCAAACUUUGGAAGCUGGGAGUCACUAUGCAGAUAGAAUGCUACUUUGGAGGGCUUGUCAUGAGUCAUUGGCCACAAAGUUUAAUCUUUUUAAGAAGAGGAUAGUUGAUUCGUCACAAUGUCCAGUCUGUAAUCAAGAGCCAGAGUCUGUUAUGCAUGCUCUAUGGUCGUGCAACUCAGUACAGGAUGUGUGGGGCAUGAGUUUAAGGAAAUUGCAGAAAAGAACAGUUAUGGAUAGUACUUUUAAGGAGUUAUGGAUGCACUUAAUUUCUGUGCUGGAAGAUGAUGAACUUGAUGAAUUUGCAGCAACUAUUUACCAGAUUUGGAAGAGAAUGAACAUCCUAGUUUUUGAAAACAAGUUUUGGGACCCAGGGAAGAUAGUAGAGGCUGCCCGAAAUGCUGUUUCAAAAUUCAGGACAGUAAAUGAGACCUCUAAUGCUAUUCAGGUAGGAAUUAACCAAAGUGUUUCUAGCUGGAGCCGUCCACCAUUGAAUGUCUUCAAAGCCAAUUGCGAUGCGGCUGUUGAUAAAGGAAGGAGUAAGAUUGGAGCAGGUGUAGUGAUCAGGGAUUGGGAGGGAAGAGUGGUGGCUUCUUUGAGUUCACCAAAAUAUUUUUUUUCAGAUGCUCAUCUAGCAGAAACCUAUGGAGUCGUGAAAGCAGUCCUUUUGUGCAAACAGUUGGGUAUUAAACAGGUUAUUUUUUAG